AGAAUGGCUCGUACCAAGCAAACCGCUCGCAAGUCGACCGGCGGGAAGGCGCCUCGCAAGCAGCUGGCCACCAAAGCGGCCCGCAAGAGCGCGCCGGCCACCGGGGGCGUGAAGAAGCCGCAUCGCUACCGGCCGGGGACAGUGGCUCUGCGGGAGAUCCGCCGCUACCAGAAGUCGACGGAGCUGCUGAUCCGUAAGCUGCCUUUCCAGCGGCUGGUGCGUGAGAUCGCGCAGGACUUCAAGACGGACCUGCGCUUCCAGAGCUCGGCCGUGAUGGCGCUGCAGGAGGCCAGCGAAGCCUACCUGGUGGGGCUGUUCGAGGACACCAACCUGUGCGCCAUCCACGCCAAGCGGGUGACCAUCAUGCCCAAGGACAUCCAGCUGGCGCGCCGCAUCCGCGGGGAGAGAGCCUAAGGCGUUCCUCUCCCGUUGCUUGCUCCGCUCCGUCCCUUGGAGCUCGACCGCCAAAAAUAACCCCAAAGGCUCUUUUCAGAGCCACUACUUGUUCAAAAAAGAGUUGUCACUCGUUUCCUUAAAGCGCAAUAACUGAGUUUAACGAACUGCCGUCUUUAAUCCAUGACUAAAGUUCUGUGGGAGUUUACUUUUAAGUAGGGGAGUGAAAUCGGAAUAGUUAGCUGCGGCUAACUUGUGUUAACUUUGAAAUUGGCAUUUAAAAUUUAUUUACCUAAUCGGAAUAGUUUACUGUUUUAGCCAGUAAGAUGAAGUGUAGGUCAGCCAUGGCGAGUGUGAAUGCUUUCUGAUUGGUAAGUCACUCGAGAGCCGUUUAAAAUGAAAGCCCGCGCUAGGGGUUGGCUCAGUUUUACAUAGGGCGGUUGCGCAGCACGGGCUGGCUCUCCGUAUCCAUCGGAUGAAUUUAACUGACUCUGGAGAGCUCUUGUGGGACUAAAUGGUCUUUCAAGGCUACUGGGCUUUCGGUUUAUGAAUCACCGUGUAAUAUCUGCAUUAGCCUUCGAAAUACCUCCGACUGUUUAUUGGGAGGGGAGCUACAAUACAAUUGCCCUCAUUCUCCACCGUCUUUGGUGGCAGGAGAGCCCUUUCUGCAACGUUGGGGGAUGAGCUGAUAGUAGUUCUAAACGGACGCAAUCCUAUUUAGUUGUGUCGGCAAGUGCUGCAAAUAAAUGGAUUAUUCAGGACAACAACCUUUAGGCGGCACGUUUCUCUGUCGCACGCAGUUUUCACAAUAGCUUCCUAUCGAACAAUAGACAACUAACGAGAAAAUAGAAACCAGUACUUGAGCAAUCACACAGG
This is a messenger RNA of Eublepharis macularius, 1269 nucleotides long. RefSeq names its product histone H3. The record is from RefSeq and is a predicted model, not a curated record. Gene Ontology annotation, cellular component: nucleosome. Gene Ontology annotation, molecular function: structural constituent of chromatin; protein heterodimerization activity; DNA binding. Bases 4 to 414 code for a protein of 136 amino acids. NCBI's taxonomy places the organism in Eukaryota, Metazoa, Chordata, Lepidosauria, Squamata, Eublepharidae. The transcript has a single exon.